UUUGUUUAUGAGAUACUAAUGUAUGAUGAGUGUGCGCAAGCUGCGUAAAACCGUUAAUUAGAUGAUUACCGCGCUGGUAAACACAGGUAACGAGGCUAACAUCAGAACACGUUGUCUGACUGCUUCUCUUUGUCAGCCUGCGCAGAUGCCGUGUCACAAUCAGGAAAUGAACGGUGUAAACAGUGGCCAGGAUCACCCAGUUAAACAAGUGCGGUUUGCGAACAACGGCAGCAACAACAAUGUUCCCGCAGUGCUGACAACCGCUGAUGAACCGAGUGAUGUCAGCCCACAGCUGAGUCAAGAGGACCUGGGACCUCAGCUCAAACUGCUCCCUCUCAACGACCAGAUCCGUGAAUUACAGACUAUUAUUAGAGACAAGACAACCAGCAGAGGAGAUUUUGUCUUUUGUGCUGAUCGACUGAUCAGACUUGUAGUAGAAGAGGGCUUGAACCAGCUCCCCUACUCAGAGUGCACUGUGACCACACCAACAGGAUACAAGUAUGAAGGCGUCAAGUUUGAAAGAGGCAACUGUGGAGUCAGCAUUAUGAGGAGUGGUGAGGCCAUGGAGCAGGGACUCAGGGACUGCUGCCGCUCCAUCCGCAUUGGCAAGAUCCUCAUCCAGAGUGACGAAGAGACACAGAGGGCUAAAGUGUACUACGCCAAGUUCCCUCCGGACGUGUACAGAAGAAAAGUGCUGCUCAUGUAUCCCAUCCUCAGUACUGGAAACACAGUGAUCGAGGCGGUGAGAGUGCUGAUAGAGCACGGAGUUCAGCCCAAGCACAUUAUUCUCCUCAGUCUCUUCUCCACACCUCACGGAGCCAAGUCUAUAGUUCAAGAGUUCCCAGACAUCACCAUCUUGACCACAGAAGUUCACCAAGUGGCUCCGACACAUUUCGGACAGCGGUACUUUGGGACCGAUUGAGAGCAAUCAGAAGGAGGUGACUGAAGUUUCGUUUUUUUUUUUAAAGUAUAUUUUGUCGUUUUAUUUAAGUGCUGAUUGCGUUGAUUCCUUGUUGUGCCAAAAUAUUGCAUCUUUUAGCUACAAACUUUUUCCAGACUAACACAGUAUACAUACCCUGAUUGUAUUUGGAACUUUACGUUUUUCACUCGUAUGAAGAAAUAUUCCAAAACCAUAUGGGAGGUCUGUACUCUCUGGCAUUUUUAUUUUGCAUGUUACAACAAGUGUAGGAUCAAUAAAGAAUUUGUAUUUAACAGGCAGAA
Cynoglossus semilaevis (tongue sole) is the source of this 1221-nucleotide messenger RNA. RefSeq names its product uracil phosphoribosyltransferase (FUR1) homolog (S. cerevisiae) (gene uprt). NCBI's taxonomy places the organism in Eukaryota, Metazoa, Chordata, Actinopteri, Pleuronectiformes, Cynoglossidae. The record is from RefSeq and is a predicted model, not a curated record. Bases 62 to 922 code for a protein of 286 amino acids. The transcript is spliced from 8 exons.